Molecule: messenger RNA, 1552 nt
Organism: Chrysoperla carnea
Lineage: Eukaryota; Metazoa; Arthropoda; Insecta; Neuroptera; Chrysopidae
Product: zinc finger protein 33A-like
Exons: 3
Coding region: 53-1390 (445 amino acids)
Biological process (GO): regulation of DNA-templated transcription
Cellular component (GO): nucleus
Molecular function (GO): DNA-binding transcription factor activity, RNA polymerase II-specific; RNA polymerase II cis-regulatory region sequence-specific DNA binding; zinc ion binding
Source: RefSeq, a predicted model, not a curated record
AAAUAUAGUAGUGUUAGUGUAGUAGCAUAUUUAUUAUCACUUUCCACACGAAAUGAACGAGAAUUUAUGUUCACCGAAUUUACAAAUAAGUUUUCAAAAAAUUUGUAGAACUUGUUUAACAGAAAAUGAGGGUUUGCAAAGAAUUUGUCGUAUUGUAGAUUUAUUAAAAGAAUGUACUUCAAUUCAUGUCGAUAUGGCAGAUGAUUUACCAAAAUUAAUUUGUCUCGAAUGUACCAAAAAACUAAAUAUCGCCUUUUUAUUUAGAAAACAAUGUGAAUUGUCUGAAAAAACUUUGUUACAACUAAGAGAAUUUAAGGAAACAUCUAUUAAGCAUGAAAAGUUAGAAAGAAAUGAAGUUUAUAUUAAAUCCGAGGGUUCUAAUGAUUUACACAAAGAUAAUUUGUAUACAUGUGAUGAAAAUAAUACAUUUAAAAUAAACAAUGUGUUAAGUUUUGAAAAUACUAAAUUUAAUGAAAAUAAAAAUUCCUUAGAUGAUACUAAAAUAAAAAAUAGUAGCUUAGAAGGAAAUCAUAAGACAGCUAAGAAAAAUUUACUUUGUGAUUUUGAUGAUCAACUUAUCAAUGAACGAUUAUUCAAUGAGCACAAUGAUUCAGUACAGGAAGAUAACGAUUACGAAAUUCCUGAUCAAUUAUGUAGUGACCAAUCUGUAGAUUCAAAAACAAAUAAAUGGAAUAAUAAAUUUAAAGGAUCCAAUAGAAAAUUGAAAAUUAAAAUAAAUCGAAAAUUGAAAGAAGAAACAAAUUAUAAUACAAUAACCGAUGGCCUGGUAUGUCUUGACUGUGAAAAAUCUUUUGAAUUAGAAGGAGAUCUUGAAAUUCAUAUGCUGAAACAUCAAAAGUUUGAUAAUUUUAUUUGCCCUAAAUGUUCCAAAUCUUUUGCAAAUAGACACAAUUUAAGAAGACAUUUAAACACACAUAUGAUUACAAAACCUUUUAAAUGCAAAUUUUGUGAUAAAAGUUUUGCUGCACCUGGUGAUCGAAAUCGUCAUUUACGACUUCAUACGGGUGAAAAACCGUACAUAUGCACAACGUGUGGUAAAGCAUAUACAGAUAGUAGUCGAUUAUCAAAACAUAUGAAAUACCAUAGCGAUGUAAAGGAUUUCGCAUGUACAGUUUGUCCUAAAUCCUUCUUGUUUCCAAAUGCACUUCGAGUUCAUAUGCGUGUGCAUACUGGUGAAAAACCUUAUUUAUGCACUGAAUGUGGAGAUAGUUUUAAAUCAGCAUUAAGCUUAAAAACACAUGAACGUAAACAUACAAGAGAUGUAGAAGGUGUUGAAGAGGAAUUGUUUUGCUGUAAUAUUUGUAGGAAAAUUCUUACAUCAAAUCAAAGUUUAUCAAAACAUAGAAGAACACAUAGUAAAGGAAAAUGAAAUAAUCUGAACUACCUAGAUCGUAGAGCAUCUUGUUGAUAUAUUUAUUAAUGUACAUAGAAUAUUAUCUUUUUUUUUUUACAAAAUUUUAAACAAAAUUUAUUUGUAUUUUUAUGAAGACUGAUUAUCUAAUUUAAAGAUAUUCUCUGAAAUCUGCCUUAU